AAGAUUCUUGUCAUUGGUGCUGGUGGUUUGGGCUGCGAAAUAUUAAAAAACCUUGCAUUGACGGGAUUCAAGCAACUACAUGUGAUUGACAUGGACACGAUUGACCUCAGUAACCUAAACCGUCAGUUCCUGUUCAGAAAGAAGGAUAUCGGAAAAUCAAAGGCUAAUGUAGCAGCUAGUUUUGUCAUGAGCCGAGUUCCUGGUGUUGAAGUUGUACCAUAUUUUGGAAAGAUUCAAGAUAAGGAUGAAGAUUACUACAAGCAAUUUCAAAUCAUCAUUUGUGGUUUAGAUUCAGUCGAGGCCAGAAGAUGGAUUAACGCUAAAUUAGUCGAGAUGUACGAUGAGGAUGAUAUGGAAACAUGGAAAUUGUUGAUUGAUGGUGGUACGGAAGGAUUCAAAGGACAAGCGCGUGUUAUUAUUCCUACCAUGUCUUCCUGUUAUGAAUGUUCGUUAGAACUAUUCAGUAAACCUACUACAUUUCCCAUCUGUACUAUUGCAAACACACCACGUCUUCCUGAACAUUGUAUCGAAUGGGCUUCAGUGUUAGAAUGGCCUCGUGUAUGGGGUGAUAAAAAAUAUGAUACAGACAACCCAGAUGAUAUUAAUUGGAUGUAUCAGCAAGCUGCUGCGAGAGCUGCGACUUUUAAAAUUACAGGCGUUACUUAUUCAUUAACGCAAGGUGUGGUUAAAAACAUUAUUCCGGCUAUUGCUUCUACCAACGCCGUCAUUGCCGCUUCUUGCUGUAAUGAGGCUUACAAAUUGGCUACCUUUAUUGCCCCUUAUUUAAACAAUUACAUGAUGUACACUGGCAAUUCAGGUAUAUAUACUUAUACCUUUGAGCUCGAAAAGAAACCGGCAUGUCCUGUUUGUGGUGUCGAGUCAACCACUGCUGAAGUCGAUCCAAAUAUGACUGUUGAAGAACUUAUUGAUUGGCUUGCUGAAAAACCUGAUGCUCAAUUAAAGAAACCCAGUUUACGUACUGCCAGUACAUCUAUCUACAUGCAAGCACCCAAGGUAUUAGAAGAAGCUACACGACCCAAUCUCACCAAAAAAAUCAGUGAACUUGUUGACGAUGGAGAAUAUAUCACAGUAACAGAUGCUGCAUUACCCGUCAGUCUCCAACUUCGCAUAAAAUGGAAAGCAUAA
Molecule: messenger RNA, 1146 nt
Organism: Mucor mucedo
Lineage: Eukaryota; Fungi; Mucoromycota; Mucoromycetes; Mucorales; Mucoraceae
Exons: 4
Biological process (GO): protein neddylation
Cellular component (GO): nucleus; cytoplasm
Molecular function (GO): NEDD8 activating enzyme activity
Source: RefSeq, a predicted model, not a curated record